This is a messenger RNA of Prorocentrum cordatum, 306 nucleotides long. The record is from the annotation of a GenBank genome assembly. NCBI's taxonomy places the organism in Eukaryota, Dinophyceae, Prorocentrales, Prorocentraceae.
AUGGGGGGGGCCAUCCAAGAUGUCCUCACGGUUCAGAGAAGCUGGACCGACUCCGAGGGGUUCCCUGCCAAGUUUGGCUCUCAUGAGCACGAGGACUUCGGGAGCCCCGGCAGGAAUCCCCUCAGACGUGUCCCUAGAGCUGUUCGUUCCAGGCUGGCCAGGGAAUAUGAUCCUCCUGGCUGCCGCCACACCUUGUUAAGUUUCAGAGUUCCCUUGUUCCUGGACUCAGCGCCUGUCGCCUCCUCGGAGAAGGCACAGUCGGAGGCGCGAGUCCUGAUGCUCUUGAAGGCCAGAAUCUUGUCAUGA